UCUUACUUAGUAUUCGUAAAUGUAUGAGGAUUUAGUAUCUAACUGCAAAGUGAUUUUUCAUUCACCUUACAAACAUGCAGAAGUUAAAGUCUUCUUGAACUUGUGUGUUUUUCUCAUGAUUCAUAUGCGUAUGGGAUAUACAGUUAAAUAGGUUCGACGUUAUUUACAAUCCAGACAAAUUGAAGUUUAAUCCGCCAUUGAAGACAACGGGUAGGUGAUGAUGAUUCUUUACAAUACUGUAAUUUCCUCUCUUUGCGUUCAAUUUCUUUUUGGACUACACGCAUUUCAACCUGUUGCUUGCAACGAGAACUGCAAAGCUCCAACGAUCCACGCCGGAUCUAGCACCAUCGAGGGAUCUUGUUCAACGUUCCAUGCCAAUGAACUUGGAGUUAAGCGCCAAGUGGCAUCUUACCGUGGUCUUCGCUAUGCAAAGCCUCCUGUGGGACGCCGACGAUUCACUCCUCCAGAAUUGCAUGAUUUGGACUUGAAAGUAGACGGAAAUUCGGGCGGACCAAGUUGUCCACAGGGACCUCAUCCAGUAUACAACACCGAGUCUGGCAGUGAAGAAGAUUGCCUCUUUCUUGAUGUUUUUGUGCCUCUGCCACAAAGGGAAGUGCCCCUCGCUGUGCUGGUAUGGCUUCAUGGAGGUGGUUUCAUGUAUGGCGCUGGAACAGUUCCAAUGUUAUCUCCCCUUCCAUUGGUCGCUUUAGGUGACGUCAUAGUGGUAACCAUAAACUACCGUUUAGGAGCUCUUGGAUAUCUAACCACGGGGGACAAUAUCAUACCACCAAACCUCGGUAUUAUGGACCAAAUAACAGCCUUGAAUUGGAUUAGGAAAUACAUAUCAGCAUUUGGAGGUGAUCCAAAUCGAGUAUCUCUCUUUGGUGAUAGCGCGGGAUCAGCAAGCAUUCAUAUCCAUCUCAUGUCUCCGUUGUCGUCUGGUCUAUUUCAUCGAGCAAUAAUGCAGAGUGGAGCAUCAACAUCAUCAUGGGCAAGGUCUCCCGACCUAGCAACAGCAAGAAACAGAGCUCAUACCCUAGGUCGACUGGUGGGGUGUGGCGAAGUGCCAUCUUCUGCACAACUUUUAGAAUGUCUGGAACAAAUUCCUGCACAUGAAAUUGUUGCUAAGCAGCAACUAGUGUUAGCUGACAUGGGAGAUUCAGCUGAUAUCGCAUUCCUCCCCGUCAUCGAUCAUGUAGUCAUCCCUGAUACUCCGGACACCGUUGGCAAAAUGGGUUCGUACAACAAUGUUAGUCUCAUCGUUGGGGCUAACACAGAUGAGGGGAUGAUGGCCAUGAUGAAGUUGUUUCCAAAGGCGAUUACGACACCCACAGUCACUCGUCAAGAGCUGCGACAUUACAUGUCGACCGUUAUCAAGGUGGAGGAUUCCAUCCUUCAAGACCUGAUCGAAUUGGUAUACGAUGUGGACAUACAUGAAAAUCCUUCUCAUACGAAUAGGAUGUACAGUGAUCGUGGCCAAAAUGAAGAUGAGUACUUAUCUGAGUACAUGAAUGAUGGAACGUUGAACGUUUUUGACAAGCUCAAUGACAUCGUAGGCGAUAUGACCAUGUUUUGUCCUACCAUCGCUGUGGCAGAUUUUGCAGCCGAUGCGGGAUUGAAAGUAUACCGUUAUCAUAUGACUCACAGACCCAGCCAGUCAUUUUGGCGUCCCUUAACUUGGACCCGUGUUAACCAUGGUGAGAAUCUUCUCUUUGUAUUUGGGGUACACUUCCUACCCCAUCUCAAUUGGACCUUAACACCAGAAGAAGUAAAUAUGACGUCACACAUCAUCCAGUAUUGGACCAACUUCGCCUCUUCGGGAGACCCGAAUCAAAAUGAAGACAGUCCAUGGCUGAUGAAAGACUUACCAGAUUGGCCGCUCUACGAUCCCAUCACAACAGAUCUCUCGAAGAAUAUUUCACCAGCAAUGACAGAUGAUUCCGCUUUCAAAUCUAGAGAAUGUAGAUUUUGGAAUAUGAUCUUCGCGCGUUUACAAACUCAUCUUUGAAGACAUCAAUAUAAUGAUAUUAUAAUAAUGAUAACAGUAGUAAUGAUAAUGACAAUAAUAAUAGACCUAAUAAUGAUAAUAAUAAUGAUAGUAAUGAUAAUAAUAAUUGUUAUCAUUAUCAUCACUUAACAAUAAUAAAUAGUAUUUUGAUUGUAAAAAAAAUAGUUCUAAAUGACCAAAUCCAGAAUACGUUGUGUGUCAUUGUCAUUGAGUUUUAAGGACGUGUAUCAAUCUGAUAUGGGACCUUAAACAGGCUUAAACAUCACCAUCUCAAAGACCACAGGGCUCGGACCUCUGCAUCACCCUACUUCCCCCGUGUAUUACAGGCGCACGCCACAAUGCAGCACCCGGAAGAUAUGAUUGUAGGCACUAUUACUUCAUAUGAUAAAUAAAAUAUGGUGUCAUCAUAAA
Molecule: messenger RNA, 2419 nt
Organism: Lytechinus variegatus (green sea urchin)
Lineage: Eukaryota; Metazoa; Echinodermata; Echinoidea; Temnopleuroida; Toxopneustidae
Product: cholinesterase 2-like
Exons: 8
Coding region: 218-2008 (596 amino acids)
Molecular function (GO): cholinesterase activity
Source: RefSeq, a predicted model, not a curated record